Stegostoma tigrinum is the source of this 638-nucleotide messenger RNA. It is a transcript of the gene urp1, whose product is annotated as urotensin-related peptide 1. The transcript has 5 exons. Gene Ontology annotation, biological process: blood vessel diameter maintenance; regulation of blood pressure. Gene Ontology annotation, molecular function: hormone activity. Lineage: Eukaryota; Metazoa; Chordata; Chondrichthyes; Orectolobiformes; Stegostomatidae. Gene Ontology annotation, cellular component: extracellular region. The coding region runs from base 10 to 399 and encodes 129 amino acids. The record is from RefSeq and is a predicted model, not a curated record.
AGAGACAUCAUGUACACCUGGAUGCUCAUCUGUGCUCUGGCUAUUCUGUCAGCAGCAGGCCAAUUGAAAGCUCUUCCAGCUUUCCCCGAGAACUCCAGGAUACAAGAAGAAUUUGACCCCAAAAUGACUGAGGGUGCAGUUGGAUUCUUGUCAAAUAGAGCCAACCUCUAUUCUGUGAUUCCAAAACAAGAGGAGACUGAUCUGGGAGGAGCUGGUCUACGGGAAGAUACUGUAAAGCCACUUGGAGAUAAUGCCAAACUGAUCGACAAUAUGAUGAUGCUACUGUGGAAGCUUACUUCUACUCAAAAUCUUCAACAGAGCAGAUUCUCAAAGCCUGCUCAGGCUGCCCUGAAAUCCAGUAAGAGAGCCUGUUUCUGGAAAUAUUGUGUUACUGACUGAUUGAUCUUGUCAACACCAUAACAACAUUCAACUGCUUGGCAGUCAGCUCUACAAAAUGCCAAAGCCAAACUUUCAGUAAAACUUCUAUCAAACAGGCCCUGCCUUAUCCAAUGAGAGGCUGCAGCCCAGAGGAUGUGUAAAUACUUCUGUAAUUAAACAUUUAUGAACGCACUGUGAAUAAAUGAUACUUUUGUACUGAAUUAAGUUCUGUUGUUUCCCUGUGAAUUGGAGAGGGCCCG